Messenger RNA from Phyllopteryx taeniolatus (common seadragon), 1461 nucleotides. RefSeq names its product myeloid leukemia factor 2 (gene mlf2). Gene Ontology annotation, biological process: regulation of DNA-templated transcription. NCBI's taxonomy places the organism in Eukaryota, Metazoa, Chordata, Actinopteri, Syngnathiformes, Syngnathidae. The transcript is spliced from 8 exons. The record is from RefSeq and is a predicted model, not a curated record. The coding region runs from base 270 to 1016 and encodes 248 amino acids. Gene Ontology annotation, cellular component: cytoplasm; nucleus.
GGGCUGUAAGCAAUUUUGCCUUCUCUUUGUCAAAAUCUGACUUCCGAUUCUCAUGUUUUGUUCGGGCUUCUGGAAUUUGCCAUCCCGGCUUUACAGCGAGUUAGUUGGCCGCUUUGCUUCGCCAAAAGUGUUUCGGACAACAGAUUUCUGAUCUGGGAGGGGGGGGAUCGAGUACAUCGUGUUGUCGUUCGUAGAAAACAACGUCCAUUUACCUAGCUAGCUAGCUGGCUAACAGCAGCCAGCUGAGUUGCAUCAACCAGCCGUCGAGCAUGUUUCGAUUCCUCAAUGACGUCGAUGACGACCCCUACAUGCUGGAUCCAUUUGCCGCUCACCGGCAGCAGAUGAGGAGCAUGUUUGGACCGUUUGGCAUGGACCCUUUUGCACUAGCACCACAGAUUCAACCACCUCGUGCCCCACGGCGACAGGCUGGUGCACUGACCCCGUUUGGCAUGAUGGGAAUGGGUGGAGGGUUCAUGGACAUGUUUGGCAUGAUGGGGGAAAUGAUGGAGAACAUGGAGAGGAUUUCUGGUUCGCCCAAUUGCCAGACCUUCUCCUCCUCCACAGUGAUCUCCUACUCUUCCAUGGAUGCUGGGGCUCCAACAGUGUACCAGCAAACCCAUCAAACAAGACAUGGCCCGGGAGGGAUCCGCGAGACGCGUCAGUCCAUGCGAGACAGCGAAAGCGGCCUGGAGCGGCUCGCCAUCGGCCACCACAUUGGCGAACGCGCGCACAUCAUGGAGCGCUCACGGAACCGCCGGACUGGCGACCGCGAGGAACGACAGGAUUUCAUAAACCUAGAUGAGACUGAAGCCGAGGCGUUCGACACCGAGUGGAGGACUCAGGCGGGGCGAUACGCCCCCCCCAGCACCCGGGCGCUGGACUACGGCCGAGACAGACGUGCAGGGGGCCAGCAGCUUGCUCUCACUGCGCCACCCAGCUCCACGACCCCCCCGGGCCACCGGCACGACUCCCCCCGACACCAACCGCCCCAGUCCCGCCCGCGUUAUGACUGGUGAGAAGUACGAGGAGUCACACCUGUAAACAUGAGCCGACCGGGGGGAGUGGAGGAAACUCUCCACGGAUGCUGUGAACCACGUUGAGGAUCGUUCCAACUUCCUCGUUGAUGUUUGAGUUGACCGGACUGUCUAUACAUAAACAUGAAACACCUCCCAAACAAUCCCCCCCCGCCCCGCCCCUUCCCCCAGACCGCACUCCACACACAGUUGAUAGUCUUAGAAUUAAUACUCUGCACACUCACACUUGUACAAAAUACCCUCGCUUACUCUUCCAAGAUUUGGUGUGUGUGUUUUUGCCCACUAAAAGUGCUCAAAGUAUACAGUGCAUCUGCUGUACAGUUCGUUUUAUGUUUGUGGAGACACAUGAAUGUGUCUGUGAAUUGAAUUGUAUACUGUUGACUAAACUAGCUAGAUAGAGUUAAUUAAACAUUGCUAGAUAACUGAA